CGUUGAGGUUUGGCACCAGUCGGCGUUGUUAUUGAACAUAGGGGCUAACCUCGGGCACGGCAAGAAUAAUCUGAACCAUCUGUUUGCAGUAGCAUGCGUGAUAGUUAGCUUCGGUCGCUAGCCUCUCGUUUGUAGCCUCUCUCUGACCGUGGUUGGUUCCUCGUGUGUGCUCGCAGCGUUAUCAUGAGCGACGGAGGAGUGUUCCAUGAGAAGCAAAGACUGGAGCUGUGCGCGAUCCAUGCUCUCAACAACGUGCUCCAGGAGCGGGUGUUCACCAAGGAGACCGCCGAUGACAUCUGUAAGCGCUUGGCUCCUCAGUGUGUGGUGAACCCUCACCGGUCCAUGUUGGGCACAGGAAACUAUGACGUCAACGUCAUCAUGGCAGCACUACAUAGUCGCGAACUGGCCGCGGUGUGGUGGGACAAACGCAGGACUGUUCAGAGUCUUUGCGUAUCUAAAGUGCAAGGCUUCAUCUUGAACGUCCCCUCCUGCAUCUCACUCGGCUUCGUGUCGCUGCCACUGCGAAGGCGGCACUGGCUAGCUGUCCGUCAAGUCAAUGGUCAGUACUACAACCUGGACUCCAAACUGAAAAGUCCAGUCUGUAUUGGAGGAGAAGCAGAACUACGCUUGUUUCUCGGCGAACAGCUUUCUCAGGACGUGGCAGAGAUGCUGCUGGUGGUCCGGCGGGAGGUGGAGGAGGACGGCUCGUGGUUGAUCCCCGACAACACCAAGAAGGAAUGACUUAAACAUAAACACAGAGUUGCUCUGUGAGGAGGACACAAGCAAGCGCCUCAUUCUGGAGGAGCCUUCAGGGAAAUGAGCAAGAUAUUCCAAAGAGCAGCAGAGAAGGGAGGGUCCGUCUGAUGGGAAGCCUCGUGAUUGUUACCAGCUUUGAAAUGACUGAUGUAUGAUUUGAAGUCUGGUUAUUGAACCCUUUACUUUAGACACUGGGUGACACUGUUGAGUUUACUGGUUGAACCUCAUAUUUUUUUACUUGAGAAGUGAUGGACGUUUUCUGUUAGCUCGUAGGCACGACUGCAGAAAUGAAGCAUUCAUUUGGAGAGAAUUUUGAGUUCACUAAUAAGCUUCCCUCAGUGGCCAAAUUCAGAGCCACUGUCACGCCGGUAGCAGUUUUCACAUCAAGACGAAGUCUCGUCUUGGACUAUGCACAGCAGAGAGAAGACCUGUAGGAGCAGCUUGUUUCCAUGUGUCGGCCAUUGUGAAAGAGAAGUCUGGCGUCACUGCAUGUUCGUUCAGUAUAGAGACUCCUGUAAGGUUGUCGUGUGUGGUGGGGGAUACUUUUGGUGUGCAAGACAGCACAUGUACUAAACACUUGGUGUGUCCACCGUAGCUGGAGUUCGAGCACGUUUAAUGUGUGUAUCGCUCUUCGUCGUGAUUCAGAGCUAAUUAAUAACAUGCCAGGCGACUCUUUUCUGUGACUGUUUACAAUCUCUGUGUCGUGUCUUGUCUCUUGAUCUAUGCAUAUCCAAAAAUCUGGGAGCACUAAGUGAAUCACCGGAACUUAAUUUAUAUUAAACUUUGAAUUUCUUUUA
This is a messenger RNA of Synchiropus splendidus (mandarinfish), 1553 nucleotides long. It is a transcript of the gene josd2, whose product is annotated as Josephin domain containing 2. Gene Ontology annotation, molecular function: cysteine-type deubiquitinase activity. Gene Ontology annotation, biological process: protein deubiquitination. The transcript has 4 exons. NCBI's taxonomy places the organism in Eukaryota, Metazoa, Chordata, Actinopteri, Syngnathiformes, Callionymidae. The coding region runs from base 184 to 741 and encodes 185 amino acids. The record is from RefSeq and is a predicted model, not a curated record.